UAUAAAUACUGUAUUAUAGGUCAGCGAGCAAGACCGAGAGCGCGCGACAUACUUGUGAUAAGAACCACUUCCGGUUAUGAUGCCAAUGACACGAUCAGCUGUAAGUGUUUUAGAGCUUAAUAAUAAAAGCUAAACGAAAAAUAUUUACAUGUUAUAAAAUACGUGACUAACAGAGAUAAAGUCAUAAACCGAAAUUAAUUAAAUUAGGGUUAUACGAAUAAAUUUCAGUCCGUUUGAAAUCGAUUUUCCGUUAACCGCAAUGCAUUGUGGGCCAAAGCGCGCCCCCUUUAGGCGGUAACGGUCAUGAUCGCGCGGAUAACUGCCGUUCCGGCUCUGAGGCGUUUAGAAGCAGCGUUUAAAGAUGGCGACGGUGGAGGAUUCAUGGGACAAAUUCGGAUCCAGAACUUCUCUUUGGGUUACAGAGUCCAGCGGUCCAGCCGCGCAGUGAGAGCCGCGAGACCCAGAGACCCGGUUCUGCUUCCGCGGCGCCGUUACACGGCUUUUCUUCUCGCUCGCGGGAGCGAAUAAAGCGGAUUUUGGACUCAGAUCGUCAGAACCGACGCCGGAUCGCGCUGAUAUGAUCCCAGACUGAACACGAACCCGAGUCCGUGUCGAACUGUAGUUUGGUUCGGGUGCAUGGAGGCCGCUGGAGGGAGUCUGUUCGUCCCGGUGUCGCUGUGAUUUGGGUCGGAACCGGAUCGUGAUGUAUUUUCUGAGCGGCUGGCCGCGGAGGCUCCUCUGCCCGCUCCGGAGCAGCGAGCGGCCCUUCCUGAUCGAGCCCAGCGCGCAACGCUUCUACCUGGCGGUGCUGUCCGAGACCCAGAUCAGCAUCUGGUUCAGCCGGCCCAGCGUGUUGAUCGUCAGUUAUAUCGAGUCUGGGAAAGCGGCUGCACAGUUCGGCUUCUAUCAGCAGGUGGAAUGGAAGGCGGACGACUCCAUGAUCGCAGUGGCGGCUGAGAACGGUUACGUCCUGCUGUUCGACAUCAUCGCAGGCUCGGAUGAGAAGUACCUGUACGAGCCCGUCUACCCCAAGGGCAGUGCUCGUGUUAAGGUGACUCCGGGUUAUAAGGAGGAACAGUGCGCUCCAGCUCUGACCCUAGAGAUGAAGAAACCCAUCGACCUGGAGGCUCCAAUCAGCUGUCUGCAGACGCUGCAGGAGGAUCUGUUAGUGGCGACGGCAGACGGUUACCUGCACACGCUGCACUGGGACAGUGUGAGUAACGGCCGGAGAGCGGUCAACCUGUGCACCAUCCCCUUCUCCCUCGACCUGCAGUCCUCCAGAGGAGGGCCGUGUUUGGAUCUGGGUGGUGUUCACAUUCGGGAUAUGGAGUAUUGCACUACACUGGACGGGUUUGCUGUCGUGUUUGAUGACGGGCGACUGGGAUUCAUAACGCCAACCGCUAACAGACUCGCCACAGACCAGCUGCAGGGGGUUUGGGCCGCAGACGUCUCUGAUGGCACGUGUGUCGCAGUCAACAACAAAUACAGACUCAUGGCCUUCGGAUGUUCAAGCGGGUCAGUGUUGGUGUACAUGAUUGACAGCUCUACAGGAUCGAUGCAGCUCUCUCAUAAACUGGAAUUAACCCCGAAACACUACCCAGAUAUCUGGAAUAAAACGGGGCCUGUGAAGAUGAUCCGCUGGUCUCCGGACUGCAGUGUUGUCAUGGUGACGUGGGACUGUGGCGGUCUGUCUCUGUGGAGUGUGUUUGGAGCUCAUCUCUUCUGCACACUCGGGGAGGACUUUGCCUAUCGCUCAGACGGCACUAAGAAAGAUCCUCUGAAGAUCAGCUCUAUGAGCUGGGGUGUGGAGGGGUACCAUCUGUGGGAUAACAACAACACACGACACUACCCCUUCCCCACACAGAGCAAAGAAAUGAAAAAGAACCACAACACCCCGAUACUCCACAUUCACAUCACAAAAAGAGCGCUCACAGUCAACCCCCCGUGCACGAGUAAUCAGGAGCAGGUGUUGCUCCAUGGAGAGGAUCGUCUGUAUCUGACCUGUGGAGACCCGACUCAGGCUCACAACAUCCCGGAUAAGAGCCCGUCGCGGGACAGUGGUGGCAGUCCGCUGCGCCGGCCGUCAGCGUCCACCCCUCUCUCUCAGGGUCUCAGCACUUUACUGGGCCACAAGCACUGGCAGGUGGUUCAGAUUCACAGCACAUAUCUAGAGACAAACUGGCCCAUCAGGUUCGCGGCUAUAGACUGGUCUGGUCAGUGUGUGGCCGUAGCUGGCCGCCGUGGAAUUGCACAUUACUCCUUAUAUACCAGGAAGUGGAAACUGUUCGGUAACGUCACACAGGAGCAGAAUAUGACGGUGACGGGAGGUCUCGCGUGGUGGAACGACUUUGUUGUUGUUGCCUGUUACAAUUUCAUUGACCGGCAGGAAGAGCUGAGGUUAUACGUGCGCUCGUCUAACCUGGAUAACGCGUUUGCCAGCGUCACUAAGCUUCACGCAGACACGCUGCUGCUCAACGUGUUUCGUAACGUGGUGAUUCUGUUCCGGGCCGACUGCUCCAUCUGUCUGUACAGCAUCGAGAGACGACACGACAGUCCGAGCCCGUCGGCCAGUGUGGAGCUGCUGCAGGAGGUCUCCAUGUCCCGCUAUAUUCCUCACCCCGCUCUGGUGGUGUCUGUGACCCUCACAUCAGUACGGACAGAGACCGGCAUCACGCUCAAAGCCCCGCAGCAGGCCUGUUCGGCGGAGAGUAUCCUGUUGAAUUUGGCCGGUCAGCUGAUCAUGCUGCAGAGAGACCGAUCCGGCCCACAGGUACGAGAGAAGGACACGCCGGCCAAUCAGACGAAGCUGCUUCCCUUCUGUCCGCCGGUGGUUCUGGCUCAGUGCGUGGAGAACGUCUGGACCACCUGCCGCAGCAACCGCAAGAAACGCCACCUGAUGGAGGCUCUAUGGCUCUCAUGCGGCGAGGCGGGGAUGAAGGUGUGGCUUCCUCUUUUGUUCCCCUGCGAGGACCACCGCAAGCCGCACUCGUUCCUGUCGCGCCGGAUCAUGCUGCCCUUCCACAUCAACAUCUACCCGCUCACUGUGCUGUUCGAGGACGCGCUCAUCCUGGGCGCCUCCAACGAGACGGUGCUGUUCGACGGGCCCGGCUCGUCCUCGCUGGAGGCGCUCUUCCCCUUCUGCACGGUGGAGCGGACGUCCCAGAUCUACCUCCAUCACAUCCUGAGACAGCUGCUGGUGCGUAACCUGGGCGAGCAGGCGCUGAUGCUGGCGCAGUCUUGCGCGACGCUGCCGUACUUCCCUCACGUCCUGGAGCUGAUGGUGCACGUGGUGCUGGAGGAGGAGGCCACGUCCCGAGAGCCCAUCCCUGACCCGCUGCUGCCCACCGUCGCCAAGUUCGUGACCGAGUUCCCACUCUUCCUGCAGACCAUCGUGCACUGCGCACGCAAGACUGAAUACGCGCUGUGGAACUACCUGUUCGCCGCGGUGGGGAACCCCAAAGACCUGUUCGAGGAGUGUCUGAUGGCACAGGAUCUGGACACGGCCGCGUCCUACCUGAUCAUCCUGCAGAACAUGGAGGUCCCGGCGGUCAGCCGUCAACACGCCACUCUGCUCUUCAACACGGCUCUGGAACAGGGCAAAUGGGAUCUGUGUCGUCACAUGAUCCGCUUCCUCAAGGCCAUUGGUUCAGGGGAGAGCGAGACUCCGCCCAGCACACCCACCACACAGGAGCAGAGCUCCACGGGCGGCUUCGAGUUCUUCCGGAACCGCAGCAUCAGUUUGUCUCAGUCGGCCGACAGCAUCGCCGGAGGAAAGUUCAACCUGCAGAAGACCCUGAGCGUGCCGUUCGGCCCGUCCUCCAAAGGUAAGGACAGUGACUCUGCGGAGAAUCUCUACAUUGAUAUGAUGCUGUGGCGUCAUGCGCGGCACCUGCUGGAGCAGGUCAGGUUGCGGGAUCUGGGCUGUUUCUCCGCCCAGCUGGGCUUCGAGCUGAUUGGCUGGCUGUGUCGGGAGCGCAUGCGGGUGGCCCGGGUCGACGACUUCGUUACCGCCCUCAAAUGCCUGCAUAAAGACUUUCUGUGGCCAUUCCCUGUAAUCCCAGCAUGCUCCAUUAACUCACCGCUAAAGAAUGGACGCUGCCGUCCAGUGUUGAGUUCUCGUUUGCUGAAGUCUCAGUCUGCGGACAGUUUGCUGAACAGUGACAUGGACACCACGCCCCCUCAGGUCACCACAGCCAAUCACAGAUGGCUGGAUGGCUUGGGGGUGGUGUCAAAGGAACUGGACUCCGCCUCCUCUCUCGGAGCGCCGCAGACGCAGGAGGCAUUUCUCUCUCCUCUCAUCAACAAAGGAGAGGAGUGCAGCAUCGGUUCAGCCACGGACCUCACUGAGACCAGCUCCAUGGUGGAUGGUGAUUGGACGAUGGUGGACGAGAAUUUCUCCACCCUCAGUCUCAGCCAAUCAGAGCUGGAGCACAUCUCCAUGGAGCUGGCCAAUAAAGGGCCGCACAAGAGUCAGGUGCAGCUGCGGUAUCUGCUGCACGUCUUCAUGGAGGCCGGCUGUCUGGAGUGGUGCGUUGUCAUCGGGCUGAUCUUACGAGACGCCGGCGUCAUUAAGCAGGUCGUGGGGUUUCUGGACAGUCCAGAAGUCCCAGCAGAAACGGUCCAGAGCAUCCGAGCCGGGCUGAUAGCGGUCGACCUGUGGGCCUCGUCUGAUUGUCUGGGCUACAAGCCGUUCCUGAGCCUGAUUCGUCCUCAGCUGCUGAAGCUGGUGGAGGUUCCUGUGGAGCAGGUUCAGCCCGAAGCCUUCCAGCCGGCCGGAGCGUCCAAACUGAGCGAGCCGCCGCUGCUGCUGCCCCGAGCCGAGGACGCCCGCGGGGCCGUGACGUCUGCUCACCCGCUGCCUCAGGACGGCCCCGCAGGAGCCCCGCUGGACGACACGCCGCAGGAGGAGCAGGAGGACGAGCCGCUGGAGGAGGGAUCAUACGACUGCACCCUCUCAUGACGCGCUCGGAUCAGACGCAGACGGCUGCAGCGUCACCUGUGUGUGUGUGUGUGUGUGUUUAUUCCAGCUCGUCCAGACUGCAGUGUCGUGUGUGUUUUGCUGUGUUUUCAGCAUCCUGUGGUCAAAAGCAUCAUGUUUUGCUCUUCUCAGCUUCACACUGCAAAGCAUCACUUUCUUCAUUGUUUUUGUCUUUUCCAGAACGAGCAACUAAACGCAUUUACCAAAACUUGAUCUGAACUCUCGUUUUCUGAUAAAAACAAUCAACAUACAGUGAGUUUAUGCUUAAAGCAAGGUCUUUUUUGCUAAAAUGUGUUUUUUUUUUUUUUUUUAAAAUGGUGUGAUUAAUAUAAUUUUCUUUCAUAAUUUAGUUGUGAAAAUUUUUUUUUUUUUUCUUUAAACGAGCAAAUAUCUGCCAGUAGGGUCAAAAAAAGAUUAUAGGCUAUGGCACAUAUUUUCUUCAUUUAAGCAAAAGUUAACUUCAUUUUGAUCAUUUUUUUCAAACAGUUCACACAAUCAAACACAUGCAGUAUUUUUUAUUUUUUUUUCAAACAAGAUGAUAAAAUUCAUUAUUGAUGUUUUUUUUUUUGUCAUUAAUCUUAAAUAUGCAAUUUUUAAUCACUGUUUUUCUUCAUUCUCAUAUAUAUAUAUAUAUAUUUUUUUCUUUUUCCUGUUUUAAGCAUGAACUCCAUCAUUUUGGCAAUUUUAUUGAUAAAAAUCAAGACUGAAUAUCAUAAGGGCAUAAAAACAGGCUGCUAACAAAGUAAACAAACACUGUGUAUCAUUUUUAUUUUGUACUUUUAUGUUCUCUCUAAAUUUUCUAUAAACUAAAAAGUACACUUUUGUUUUGUUUUUUUAAGCCUAAACCUACUUAUUUUUUAUCAGAAAACAAGGUUUAAUAUCUCAUCAAAAUGAGCAAAAUACAGUCAUUUCGUUCGUGGUUAAAACUGGAAAACACAGGAACAGAAAUGCAGAAGACAGAAAUGCUAAGAAAGUGAUUUUUUUGCAGUGCAGAGAAUCAGACGUGGCACAGAUGAUGAUUUGAGGAAGCACACUUUGAUUGUGGAGCUCUGGGAGUCAGAUGAAGUGUGUUUUAAUGCGUGUCUGAGAUGUUUUAAUGUUACCUGUGAUCUUCUCCAGUCUGAUCUGGAUCAUGUUUGUAGCGUUGAAACCGACAGCUUUUAUUUGUUUUUAAGCUGCGAGUCUCGUGUAGAGCCACCGAUGAGGAAAAUAUCGGAGCUUUUCCAGCGUUUGACGCUCCUUCAUGAAGACAUAAACACACUUGUUAUUAUUUUACAGCCAUGAUAAUGUGUAUUUCUGAUUAUUAAUCUCAGAGAAGCAGUUUUGCAUCGCUAGAUCUCGUCUGACUGCGUUAUUGCGAGUGUUUUGUGUGCUCUAGGUUGCGUUGUUGCAGGUUUUGUGUAUUUAUUCGAGCGGCAGGACAAAGAGACGGACGCGGGGUUGAGUUUCUCUCGUGUGUGUGUUUUAUGAAAUCUGAACGAUCCUCAGUAUUAAUGUGUCCAGUGUUCGUCUUGUCUACACGCAUCAAAGCCUUUGUAUUCUUCUUCUUCUUCUAGUUCUUGUAGCUCUUAUGCGUUAUUGACAGUCGUCUCUGAGUAUUUAGCAGCUUUAAUGAGAUGCAUCUUUAUUUUAAUGUUUUAUUUUCCCCCAAAUGGCUUAAACGAGCGGCUUAGACCGGUCUGAUCUGGUUUAAGCUGGUUCAGUGGCUCCCAAACCAGCUGACAAGUGCCCAAAACCCCAUGAAACCAGCGAAACGGAACCAGUCCGGCGAUGUUUGGCCAGUUUAAGUGGUUUCUUCUCCUCUUGUCGCAGUAUUUCUGAUGAUCAUGUUGUUUAUAAACCAAAGAGCUCCCGUGUGUGAGAUUCACGGACGUGUUCAUGGUACGGAUUACCCACAAUCCCUCUGACGUGUGGUUUCAUGUGGACUGAGGAUUUGAUCGAGUCGGUACUCUUGAGCUUCUUCAUCUGUACAGUUUGAAUCCUGGAGUUUCUUCUCAAUGCAGUGUAAAGAGAGUUUCCUGUACACAACUUUUCUACUCCGUUUUCUACAUUUCCUGUACAUAAAGAACAAUAAAUUAUUUUUUAAACAUUG
Molecule: messenger RNA, 7070 nt
Organism: Cyprinus carpio (common carp)
Lineage: Eukaryota; Metazoa; Chordata; Actinopteri; Cypriniformes; Cyprinidae
Gene: ric1
Product: RIC1 homolog, RAB6A GEF complex partner 1
Biological process (GO): intracellular protein transport; retrograde transport, endosome to Golgi
Cellular component (GO): Ric1-Rgp1 guanyl-nucleotide exchange factor complex; cytosol; Golgi membrane
Molecular function (GO): protein binding
Source: RefSeq, a predicted model, not a curated record